This is a messenger RNA of Penaeus vannamei (Pacific white shrimp), 1391 nucleotides long. The record is from RefSeq and is a predicted model, not a curated record. Lineage: Eukaryota; Metazoa; Arthropoda; Malacostraca; Decapoda; Penaeidae.
AGGUCCCCCAUGCCAGAGAGACCCACUACAUGGCCAGGAGAGCAGCGAGAGUCCGGGACGCGUGUCUUAUCUUCAAGGAGAAUCUCCUUAUUCAAUAUGCCCAUCUUUUGAAGACAGACGAAACCUGGAGCGCCCUCAACGCCUCCUUGUGGAUAAACAAAGAUGUUCUUGUGGACCGCAAAAGCCGCCUAGCCUGGUAUCCCGAAGGUGGCCUCUACGUCUAUGGUCCAUGCUCUCCUGCGCGUGCUAGGUGAGGAGCACUACGUAGCAGAGCUCGAAAUAGGAAGGCUACACACCACGCUGAGACGUCUGAUGCCUUCCCCGCGCCCGGAUGAAGACCUGGUUGACUUCACCUCCUUUUUGGUGGUCAGACAUCCCUUCCAGAGGAUCCUAUCAGCAUACAGAGAUCGGCUAUUGGAUAAAGCGCCCCUUUCGAAAUUCCGGUCCUUUAAAAUACGUUAUGGCCGCGAGAUCAUCGAAAGAUAUCGCUUAGAAGAGCAGCCAGUGGAGUACAGCGAAGUGCCCACCUUCGGGGAGUUUGUCGAAUACCUCCUGGACACGCCACCGUGGGAAUACAACGAGCACUGGCAACCGUACUACCUGAUCUGCACGCCUUGCCACCACCGCUACAACAUCGUCAUGCACCUUGAGAGUCUGCAAGAGGACACGCGGUACCUCGUCGAUCUCACGGGCCUUCCGCAGUUGGCGCCGAAGCAGGUUCACGGCACCAGGCAGGAUCUGCUUCCGAACCCCGUCGACUCGGAAGGGAAGCGCGAUCCUAAGGGUGUGCAGUUCAAGGCAGGAGAGAAAGUGGGCUAUGACGGGGCCCAACGGUCAAGUGAUCACAGGCCAGCGAGUUUUGAGGCUGCAUUCUUUAGAGAAAUUACUCUGCAGCAGUUGCAGAGGCUUUACCAAAUUUACGAAAUUGAUUUUUUCAUGUUUGGGUAUGAUAUUAGUCCAUAUGACACUUUUGUUAACAAAUAAUGUUGAGGUUGCCUUUUUUAUAUUCACGGAAGUAAUAUAUUUAAUGAAAAUCGUAUGACGUAAAAAGAAAAAGAAAAAAAAAAAAAAAAAAAAACAGGGACGUACUUCUUUUCUGCAAAAAAUGCUUAAAAGAAGUCCGACUAGUAAUUUCAGCAGGGAAAAUAACAAUCAUUAUCAACUCCCGGGUCGUAAAGGGAUUUUAGGGAUCGGGUUUACUUUAUAGAUUUACCAAACGUGAAAAGUGAAUCAGCAUUGUGAGCAAUUAUUCAAGUUCAGUAUCACCGAAGUCUGACCCGAGAUGUCGAUGGCCAAUAAAGCGGUAAAGCAAGCAGGAAUCUGGGAAUUCCAAGCACCUUUCUUGAUCACAGCCCCAUUUCGUUUUAACUAGUUAUAUGCAAACCCAGUUG